AUGGAGUGCAGGGUGAUCCGCCUGCUGCACUGUCAGAAGCAGAUCUUCUGCCUGCAGCUGCCGGAGCGCUGCCCCGGCUGCGGGGAGGCGCUGAGCGGCAGCAGGCUGCAGGAGGCGCCGGUCAGCCUGCCCUCGCCCUUCAGCAACGCACACAAGAGCUCCUGCUGUCUGCUGGUGGCGCCCGCAGCCGACAACCUCAGCAGAGAAUUUGAUGGAGCGUCAGAUCUGCACACCGGCAUCUCCAGCACCACAGGUGUUGUGUACAACUACACGCGGACUGGCGUCCGGAGGGAAGGGAGCGGCUGGGAGCGCUGUGUGUGUGUUCCUCUGGUCAGACCUGACAUGUUCCACCUGCUGGCCCAGUGGGACCAGUACCUGGACCGCUUCUCUGACGGACCCCUGUGGGACCCGGCCUGGCACGCGUUCGAUGAGGACAAACACAACUGCUUCACUUUCUGUCUCCACUUCGUGAACGGCGUCCUGUCGGCGGAGGGCCGCGGCUCCAUGAGCAGGGAGGACUUCACCCGAACCUUCAUCCUGCCGAGGAUGAGGAGGGUGUCCAAAUACACCGCCCUGUGCCGGCACCUCCAGCAGCACCCGUUCUACCUGGUGGACAGGCAGGAGGAGGCUGGCUGAACCCGGCUGUGUGUGUGUGUGUGUGUGUGUGUGUGUGUGUGUGUGUGUGUGUGUGUGUGUGUGUGUGUGUGGCACCACAUAAAGCACAUGUGGAACAUUCUUUGUCUUCUAUCCAGAUGUUUUAGUUUCUUCUGCCUGGUUUAACCCGUCAGUUUUAGAGUUUGGUGAGAAUUCCAGCCGUCGCUGGAGUUUCUAACGGGUGUGUGUUGGUGUGUGUUGGAGAGGGUCUGGAGUUUCUAAUGGGUGUGUGUUGGUGUGUGUUGGAGAGGGUCUGGAGUUUCUAACGGGUGUGUGUUGGUGUGUGUU
Messenger RNA from Salarias fasciatus (jewelled blenny), 942 nucleotides. RefSeq names its product MKRN2 opposite strand protein. The coding region runs from base 1 to 636 and encodes 211 amino acids. Lineage: Eukaryota; Metazoa; Chordata; Actinopteri; Blenniiformes; Blenniidae. The record is from RefSeq and is a predicted model, not a curated record. The transcript is spliced from 4 exons.